Ahaetulla prasina is the source of this 7903-nucleotide messenger RNA. RefSeq names its product receptor associated protein of the synapse (gene RAPSN). NCBI's taxonomy places the organism in Eukaryota, Metazoa, Chordata, Lepidosauria, Squamata, Colubridae. Gene Ontology annotation, biological process: chemical synaptic transmission. Gene Ontology annotation, molecular function: protein-membrane adaptor activity; acetylcholine receptor binding. The record is from RefSeq and is a predicted model, not a curated record. The transcript is spliced from 8 exons. Gene Ontology annotation, cellular component: synapse. Bases 5234 to 6496 code for a protein of 420 amino acids.
UCACCUUUUUCCCCUCUCUUAAUUUAAAUUAUUUUUCUGAGCAUUUCAUUUUAAGGUUUAUUUUCUAUCCUUGACGUAAAUUGGCUGGGCCAGUUUCAUCAACGAUUUUUCUGGUAGGCAAAUAUACACGAGGAAUAGUUUAUUAUACAAAAAUGCUUCUCCAUUCAGUUUUUUUCUGCUAAGUUUAUCUUGGGAAAGCUGCCACAUUUUUAAAGUAUAAAAAUAAACAAUAUAGUUAGUCUUUUAGAUUCUUUCUUCUAAUUCCUGCAACUGUGUUUGCAUCUUUAAUGCCCUUGCAAAACUUCAACACUUUCUAUUAUAACUUUAUUAUAAGUAUUUAUAUUGAAUAUAGAUUAUAAUUAUUUGUACUACAAACAAAUCUUAAGACCUAUAUUGCAGGAUGCAUUUCUUCAAAUUGUUUUUACUUUUUACCAUACCAAAUAAAGGAAGCAAAAUCCUACAAGAUAAGAUUGUGAGGUUUAAAAGUCAGCUAAUUGGCAUUUUUUAAAACUUUUACCUUCUAAAUAAGCACUAAAUUCUACCACCUAAUAAAUACUAGUAAUUGGAUUUUUCCUUAGAUCAAGUUAAAAUGAGAAACAUUUGUCCUUAUAAUAAUGUUUAAUGAUGUACAUGAACCAUUUCUGCUAUAUAUUUUUCCUGCUAGAAUAAUCUCUAUAAAUGAUUUUGGAAAUGUUUUGAAUGGCUUAAUUUCAAAUGUAUGGGGUGAGUAUAUAGUCAUCAUUGUGCCCUCUGUUGCACCAUUACAAAAUUCUGCAUCACCUGUUUUGUGGUACAUUAAACAACAGAAAAUUGAAAAGCUAUUUUGAAGUCAUUUGUAAAGCAUGAGUGAAAGACGAAGGAAACACUUGAACAAUCAAUUUGACAUUGAUAAAAAUGGUUGUAAGCAUCAUUAUAUUUCUUAUAUGUUAAUACUAAAGUGAAACCAGUGUUGAAUGAGGUUAAGAAUUGUGUAAGAAAGACCUCUGCUAUUGGUUUUUUAUUAUCUCCCCCAACUACAAGUUCAAAAAUCUAAUCUUUAGGUAAACCAUAGACACACUUCCAGAUUUCCUGUGUUUUUGAAUGAAAGGUGAUGCUCAGGCAAAGUCAGAACAGGAACACAAGUCCCUUAAAACAUAAUCUGGUUAUUAAAUGAACCUUCAUGAUUUUUAAUUCCAGCCUGAUCUAGUAGGCUGUGCCAUUCUUGAAUUCUAAUAAAUAAUUCAAGAACUAAAAAUUUGAUUCCACUGAAAUCCCAGCAACACUACUUAAGUAUUUGUCAUAUUCUGAAAUAAACCAUUUUCCAUAUGAUUCAAUUGGCAUUACGAAUUUAGACAGAGAUGUAUCUGAUUGGGAAUUGGAUUCUCAUGCAUUUUACAAGUAUUUACAUAGCUACUAAAUUUCAGCUCUUCCCAAAGUUUUUGUUAGGUACAGUUGCCCCCAAAAAAUCAUGGCAUUUUAUCACAUACCAACUGUCUAGCCUGGUCCUCACUUGCAACGAAAUGAGAUAACAGUGAAUUGAACUGCAGAUGAAGGAAUUUCUGGUUUUUAAUUCUAUAAUAUAAUGUUUUUAUGAGAAGUUUUUAUUGAUACUAUUUUUUUUAAUACAGAGAAGUAUUGAAAACCAAUUAUUUCUAAUCUGGGAUAUAAUCUCAUGCUGCAUGCUUAGAGUAGUUAAAAGCAUUUCUAAAUAGAUUAUGUUAGAAUUAAAUGUUUAAAAUAGACAAAUUUCACAUUCCUAAUUGGCUCUGAGGAUUGAGCUAUAUACUGCAAGGGAGUAAUACAUUCCAAGAGAAUUUUUUUUUUCUUUCCUCUCAUCUCAAAAAUAAAACAUUGCAGUGGCAGUUUUAGAGUACUGACUUACACAGGUGUCUUAACUGUCUUAGCCCUUCUCUACAGCUACUGAUGUUUGAAACUGAAAAGGAGCUUUGAUUGCCAGCUGACAUAUAGCAGAACAUAUGUCAGCUGACAUAUGGCAGAAAUCUUUUUUUUUAACCACAUACAGGUGAAGUUAUUUGAUUCCUGCAGGUAAGCUGCUCUUUCAAUACACUGCAGAAAAAGUUAAUAAAAAGUUUAAAAUACAGCAUUAUCACUAACAUAAAUUUGUGCAUAAAUCUGAUUCCCAUUCUGUCUCCCAGAAUCAGUGCACUAUGUACUGGGACUGUUACCUAAGAAAUUUUGAAGGGUGAUUCCAAUAAAUCACUGGAUUUCCUUGCUGCCCCAGAUAUCAUAUCAUAUAUUCUGAGUGACUCACUAUAAAAAUAGAGAAACACAUAAAGCAGCAUUUCAGCAUAAAAUCCAAUAAAGUUAAAAUUACAGCAACUACAUAGAUACAUUUUAGGUGAUUAGAAAUGCCCAAACAGGGAGGCGGACUUAAGAUGGGGUUAGAUUUGCAUUGUUGCACAGCCAUUAGAGCAGGAGUCCCCGGCCCCAUUCCAUGGACCAGCACUGGGCCACAGCAUGACAGAAACCGGACUGCAAACAAAAUGGGGUAUAGGCAGCAUGGAAAACCAUGCCCCCUCUGGUCCAUGGAAACUACACGAAACUGGUGCCUAGUGCUCAAAAGCUUGUGGGAGGUCAUACUAGAGAACCAGGACUGACCCCACCACACCCCUCCCAGGCUCCAUGGAACCUUAUCUAUCAUUUCCCAAGAGAAGGCAAGCAAUCUGAGGAGAUUGCUGUAUAAUAAGCAGAAUGUAAUUAGCUUGAACUCUACAUGUGUGGAUUUGGCUGCUUGUACUUGACAGCAUUGUUUCUUACAACCGCUUUGUAAAUCUGGCAGAGAAGGAUCCCAUUCCUCAAAAAAUGGGCAGUUAUCUUAUUCUUCCUUAGGGCUACAGCAACAUCCCUUCUGAGUAUGGGCAGAAUCAAAAAGUACAUGGUCAUGAAGGUAAUAAGGAUGCAAGCCAUAAACCACAGGUAUUCUAAGUCAUCCCCAGCAUUUUGUACUUUGAAAGCUUUUAAUAACUAGUGUCAUAUCGUAGCAUAGCUGCUUCUUUGCUAAAAUAGUUUUCAACUGGACAGUUAGAUUUUUAAACAAUUGUAAUUUCCCUACAUUGUAAAGGGCAGCUCCAAGUAGAACACACAGUAAUCAAGGGUGGACUGAUAAGGGUAUGAUUGACUGUUACGCAGGUCUCACAUUCCACCACAAGCAAAGGUGGUUGGUGUACUAGAUGAAACUCAGUAAAGGUCUUGCUGUCCAUGUUUGUACUUGCUUUCAAACAGGAUCUUGAAUCCAAGAGAAACCCACUGCUCCAUCUGAUGGAGUUUGACCCAAUCUAAAAUCAGUGUUGAAACUGACACGAAGCCAAAUGACUUCUGGACCUACAGCUUUUUUAUUUUUAUUUAUUUUUAUUUGGGGGGGGGGCUUUGCUGGCUGGGAAAUUCUGGGAGUUGAAGUCCGCCAGGCUUAAAGUUGACAAGGUUGGAGACCCCUGAUUUAUAAUUGAAUCUGUUUCAUCCCAUUGAGUCUCUCACAGCUUCCAUACACCAGAUUAGGAUUCCCACUGGGGCUCCUGCUUAACCAAGAAGUAGAGAUGCAUAUCUGGCAACAGUUGCCUGUUCUUUCUCUGAUAUUUCCAAUAAAACCCCCCAGGAGACUGAGCUAAUACAAUGUGAAGCUCUCCAUUUCCUUGGCUUCCACGGGUUCAAAAGAAUGCUAGGUGACUUCACAAGAGAUUGCCUCAGUCACCUCAUUGGUUUCUGCCCAUGAUGUGUCCAACUCACAUGAGCAAUUUUAUCCAGAAAACACCUAGUAAGUCACAGUGGCUUUUAAAUCUGCCAGUAGAUUCAAAGAUACUGUAUGAAUAUUACUUUUCUAAUCCCUUCCAUUCCAUGCAUCAAUGUUUGUCAUAGAUCCCUUUUUAAAAAUUUCUUCCUAGUUCCCUUUUCCUUUUCUUCCUUUAUGCUUCCAUGUGUCAUAUAUUCUUAUGUUCAUUUCUACACGUUCUGUUCCCCCAAAAAAAUCAGAAAUAGCAAUGAGGUAGCCAUAAAGUAUCUAGCUUCUCACACAGCCUCUUUCAUUCUGAAAAUAACGUUUUUUGGGCCCACAUUUUCAGAAAGAGCUGAUUGCAAUUCAGCCGUUGGAAUAAAUGCUGUCUUAAGAAAAUGGCACCCUUUUUUUCACAUUAUAGAGUAAGAUACACCACGCUAGGAUGGGGUUUUAGGAUGAGAACUGGCAGGUGACUUGACACAGAGAGAACAGCGGAAAUACUUUAAGCUAGAAUAAUGAAAAUUGACAAGCAGGAGUCCUUCAGCUGUUCCUCUUUCUUCCCCCAAUCCUCGGUUGCCAAGAAACAGCCUGCUUGCUUCUUCUCUCUCUCAAACCAUUAUUUAUCUCUCAUGGUCUCCCAAAAGUAGUUUCUUAACUAAAAAAUCUCCCAGGGGUUUCAACUUUCCUUGUAAAGUAGAUAGAACAAUCUCCUGGUUGUUUUUGAUUGUUCCUUUUUGCAUUUUUAACAGUCGUAUAGCAUUCUGUUUUUAAAACAAAAAUCAGAUUGUCAAAACUGAAAUAAAAUAGUGUAUAUAAAAUGUUUGUUUCUAGCUCUAUCUAGUGACCAUCUCACUAGAAAUAAUUCUGGUGAUUUAUUUUUUUCCCCUGUUAAUUGGUUGAAGAAAAGUUUUCUCCUUUUAAAGCUCUGAAACGUCAUCUCCAACCUCCCUUCAUUUUGCGUUUGCCACUAUACAUGAACUCGUUGAAGAAAGGCUCCAUUUGGCCUCUCUGAUGUAUUUAUAUAAAGGCAGUGCAGAGGGAAGGAGAUUGGUUGCUCCGGCUCGCUUUCUGACCUUGGGGGUUACCAAGUCUGACAUUCCUGUGAGAUCACAUGGCAAGGAUUGGCAGGCACAGCUGUCCCCAGUGGAAGGGAGGGGCUUGGGAGGGUCCAUUCCGAUUGAAUUUCACUCCAGCCACUUAGGCUCUUUCCUGCUUUCCUUGCUGUGCUUUUCUUGUCUUCCACUUUGUUUGUGGCCUGGCUUGUAGAAAGCUCUGAUAGGAUAGCAACACGGAGGAUGCUAUUCUAGAAGAUCAGGGUGGUUGCUUUAACAUUUGGGUGGGCCUUUCUUUCCCAUCUCCGAUUGACAUUCCUCCAGGCUGAGCCAUUAGAGAUUCCGGUGGGCCCUGAGAGUUGGCACCAUGCAGUCCAUCCUCCUGUUUUAGCACCAACUUCACUGUAAUUGUUUCUUUUAGCCCAUCUAAUACAGCCACUCCGACAGGUCUACUCUUCUGACAAGUUGGUAUAUGCAGCUCCGGAGCACGAAGAAGAUGGGACAGGACCAGACCAAGCAGCAGAUAGAAAAAGGACUCCAAUUGUAUCAGUCCAGUCAGACAGAAAAGGCCCUUCAAGUCUGGUUGCGGGUUUUGGAAAAGAGCACAGAUGCAGCUGGCAGGUUUCGAGUUCUGGGAUGCCUCAUCACUGCUCACUCGGAGAUGGGCAGGUACAAAGAUAUGUUAAAGUUUGCAGUCAUGCAGAUUGACACCGCCCGAGAACUGGAGGAUCCUGACUACCUUACUGAGAGCUACCUGAAUUUGGCACGGAGCAACGAGAAGCUCUGCGAAUUCCCCAAAACCAUCUCCUAUUGUAAGACCUGCCUGAACAUGCGAGGUACAACAUUGGGCCUGCAACUAAAUGGCCAAGUCAAUCUCAGCAUGGGCAAUGCCUACCUUGGCCUCAGUGUCUUCCAAAAAGCUCUGGAGUGUUUUGAGAAAGCUCUACGGUACGCACACAACAAUGAUGACAAGAUGCUUGAGUGUCGCGUCUGUUGCAGCCUAGGAAAUUUCUACACACACCUCAAAGACUAUGAAAAAGCUCUGUUUUUCCCGUGCAAGGCAGCAGAGCUGGUGAAUGAUUAUGGAAAGGGCUGGAGUUUAAAGUACCGAGCAAUGAGCCAGUUCUACAUGGCUGUAGCCUAUCGGAAACUGGGGCGCUUGCCAGAUGCUAUGGAAUGCUGUGAGGAAUCAAUGAAGAUUGCCCUUCAGCACGGAGAUCGUCCUUUGCAAGCACAGUGCCUGCUCUGCUUUGCUGAUAUCCACCGCAGCCGAGCAGAUGUACAGACAGCUUUUCCCCGCUAUGAUUCCUCCAUAAGCAUCAUGACUGAAAUUGGAAACCGUCUGGGACAAGUUCAGGUGCUGCUUGGUGUAGCCAAGUGCUGGCUGAUGCAAAAGGACCUCGACAAGGCAUUAGAAAAUAUUGAGAGGGCUCAUGAGCUGGCAGAGGGAUUAGGAAACAAACUUUGUCUGCUGAAGGUUCAUUGCCUCUGUGAAGGGAUCUAUCGCACAAAGGGUCAGCAGAGGGAGCUUCGUAAUCAUGUGGUGAAGUUCCACGAAUGCGUUGAAGAAAUGGAACUCUACUGUGGCAUGUGUGGUGAAUCCAUUGGUGACAGGAACCACCAGCUACAGGCAUUGCCUUGUUCCCAUGUUUUCCACUUAAAGUGCCUGCAGACUAACGGAAAACGAGGUUGCCCCAACUGCCGUCGUUCAUCAGUUAAACCAGGGUUUGUGUGAUCUGCUGAUCAAUGGAUGACCUAAGAAAAUUCAUCCAGUAGGUGUGAAAAGACGGAGCCCUGGAGCAGUUCUGUUACCUGAUCUAGAGAUGAAACCCAUCAUAUAGAUACAAAAUCUCCACCAGAAUUGAUGGAAAAUGCAGACCUAGAUCUUUGUCAUGACUUUUCACGCAUCUUCCAGGAAUUCUGUAUCAUCUCCUUUUUCAAAGAAGAUACAGUAACCACCCUUGCUCCCUCAACAACAUGUUAGCUUGACCUUCCACAAUCUCAAUUUGAUUUUAAUUUUAAUUUUCUGCUUCUUUUGAUAGCUUCCUUCAGGGCCAACUCUGACACUCAUACUUCACUUCUUUUUAUUCAUUCCUCAUGGGAAGCAUACUGAUCCUGCCUACAUAAUGCUACUUGGACUGGCACAGUAUUGCUUUCUUGUAGGCAUGGUGACAGCUACUCUUUUCCAGACAUUGCUUGAAGUUACUUCAACUUAACAUUCUGACUGAUGUUUUUUUGUAAUUUAUAUUGGUACCUAACAGCUGUUAAUGCUUUAAAACAACUGUUAAACCAUUCAUAAUAUGUCUUUUUCCAUUUGCAAAGAACAUUUCCCAACUUGAUGCUCCCCAAAUGAUUUCCAGAAUUUUUGGGUAGCCUGGGAAUUAUGGGAUUGAACGUCCAAAUUGUCUGAAAGGAGCCAGAUUGGGCAACUAAUUUUAUGUCAGAGUCAGACUGUGAUGUCCCACCUGCCUCUCAGCAAUGUAACUGUCAGUAUGUCUCUAUUUUCAGUGUACUUCAGUGUCCUUCAGUUCUUCUGAAAGUAUCUGAUGCCUUUGGUUUGCUUACAUUCUCACAGAACAUUCAUUUCUGACUGGGACUGGGAGGUGGGGGGAGCCUUAUAGCGUUCCAGGGAAUGUUUCUUGCCUUGUAUUCCUCUCCAUCAUCUUGUAAUGUUAUAUGGGCAGUGAUUGGUCCAAUCAUGGAAUUGUCAGCAAUAUAUUUAUACUUUCUGUAAACUGUUUAUACUGGAAUAAAUAAAAUCAUAGUCUUGAAGUCAGUAUUUUCUAAAGUUGUAUCUAUGUUUUCAUCUUUUAGAAAUUGCAGAAAGAAAGAAAAAAGAUGUAUAUUGACUAAAAUAUAUAUGUGCAUGUUGUGGGGGAUAUAGAUGAGUGAUGGUAUGAGUCAUCUGAAAAGUGGCCCAAAGGCACUAGCAAAGGAAGACCAAGGACAGAUCUUGUAUCCCCAGAGCACGAUUAAGAUAAAGGCAGAUUUAGAACCUACAAUAUUCUAGGGAGCCAGAAUAGUUCAUAGAAUGAUACGUUGGAGGGAUACAGGCAGAAUUCAAGAGGCUGGAUGUUGGAGAAAGGAGCGCGGAAAAGAGGAAUCAGCAGGGGCUCAAGAGAAGGAAGGAAUAUAAAGGAAA